UUUUUUUUAAUAGAGUGUACAGAAAAAUUUCAAUUACAACUUACAAGCAAAUGACCAUCCUCCUUUUUUAACUUCUUAUUAAAAAGUGAGACUAAAUAGGUAAGUAAUUUCUAGUAAAAUUGUAUAUAUUUUUUUUUAAAUCCAGUUCUGAGAAUCUGAGAUGAUCUCUGAUUUUUAUCAAAGGAAACCAAAAUGUCUGAAAUAAAUCAACGUUAAAAUACAAAAUACCAAAAAAUCACAUUCAAUUCACAUAUACGAGUAGGUGGUAACGAAAUUUCAUUUAUUAUUUUCCUACCUUAGGAACGCUUAUAAAUUCGACUCUAAAAACGGAAAGUACUGUCGAAAUUAAGAGUGAUUUAUGUUCAAUUUUUUCCUUUUUAUUUUUUUUUUUAUUUUUAUUUCAACCUGGGUAAAAUAAUUACCUACUCAACUAAGUACUUAUGACGACUUGAUAAGACUUCACUUGAGACUGAUGAAUUUUCGGGUGUGCAGUCUUCAAUUUGUGUUCAUUCUCUUCGCUAAUAAUAAUUGUUCACGAAUAAUUUCACAUUGAUGACCGUUGAGCAGUUUUUUGCACGUUAGAAUCAUUUAAGCAAGCACCUAAUUUAAUUCCUUUUCCGUAUUUUGUGUUUUUAUUUAUGUAUUAUUAUUUUUUUUUUUACUAUUGUUACAAAAUAUACAGUUGUGUAAUUUCGCUCGCUGUCGGUCUCGUCAACUAUAUAAUUUUGUUCCACAAGUAAUAUUGUGGAUUGUCGUUCCCACUCUGAAUGCUCGCCUAUUUAUAGUUGAUAAAAAUUGUAAUAAAUGAACGUUCAAUUUUAAUAAAUGAACGUUCGUACAAUUCAUCGCAUUUAGCUCGAAAUUUUGAGAACUUGAAUUCAAACUUACCAGUUUAAUUUUUAAUUCGAAUAAAAACUAAGCAACGUUCGAUGACACUCGUUACUUUGUAUCCAUGAACCUUGUAAUUUCAAUAAUUUUUCAACAUGUGAUCAAAAAGUUGUAAAUUUCGCUACUCAUAAGUACAUUCUACGUUCAUAUUAUACGAUUCAAUUAAACGAUAAAUUAUUCAAAACUCUUGCGUAAUGAGUAGAGGCAACUUUGGUACGUAAUUUCUUCGCAGUCAUUACGGUAGGCUAUACGAAUAAUACUGCGGCGUUGAGUUAGUAAACAUGAAUUUGAAAUGUUUACACACGUUCGUUACCGUAUUCUUACUGCCUUUAGGCGUCUCGAAAAAUGCAAAAUACGAUUUCAUUUUCUUCAUCGUCUGCUACAGUCUGGUAUUCUAUCUAACAUUCGGUGUAGUGAUCGGUCUAGUGAAUACGACAGAUAUAGGCGGAAUCGGUUUACAAAUCGGUCAACUAACCACUUAUCUGACUAGUCUAGCGAUGACUUUGUAUUACAAAUUUUCCAUUAAUUUGGUCCUGAAACUGAUAUCGAAGCUUAAGGCGAACGGUUAUCAAUGGAUGGAAGCAGGCAGACGAAUGGAAGAGUUCAUCGGGUCUACGGUAUUGAAAGUAUUUUGCGGAUACUACGCGAUGAUUUUCGCUGUGAUUUUACCUAUUUUGUUGAGUAUACCGAAUACGAGCCGGAUCGACGAAAAGACUUCGUUCUUGAUACCUUUUUGGUAUUAUUGCGGAGAUGCAGAUGAUCCUAAGUGGACCAGUUGGUUGUGUUGGAAAGUCGAAGACGUUGGCGAGUUGUGGAUUUCUGAUAUCGUGCAAAGCGUUCUGUAUACGUUGACUUUGCACGCUUUGGUUAUGUAUUUGUUGUUUUAUACCAUUUUGACGACUAAUGUGAGAAUACACGCUGAAGUAUUGAAUGAAAAUGUGGUCGAGAUGGCCAGACAAUGGGAUCGAUUCGGUUUGAGAAUUGCUCGAGAUGUUGAAGAUGCUAAUUCGGAACGAUCGAGACAAAUGGCGAGGUAUUAUUGUGGAAAAUGUUGGAUCAGGUUUGACGAUAUUGUGAAACAUCAGCAGUUUAUUAGAGACUUCACGAAAGAUGUUACCAAAUUACUACAGUGGAUGGUGAUGAUCAAUAUGAUGGGCAUAUUUGUCUCCUUAACCAUAACCUUAUUCUUUACCAUUGUCGAGAAAACCAACGACUCGAUGCUGUCAUCGAAAAUGGCCAGUAUGUCGUUCAUCAUGAUCAUAACGUUCUUCAUCUAUUGUUAUAACGCUCAAACGAUCACUGAUCUGAAUCAAUCCAUCUUCGAUAGCGUGUUGAAAAUACCUUGGUACGAUCAGAGUAUCAGUUUUCGUAAAAAAUACACGAUCGUUUUGAGUCUGAAUCAGAAACCGAUCCAUGUGAAAGCCUGCAAAAUGUACGAAGUUAAUUUGCCGUUGUUUCUGUCGUUCAUGAAAGCGAUAUAUUCGGUUAUUAAUAUCAUGUUAUUGAAGUACUCGUGAAUUUUAUGUAGGUACCUAAUAUAGGUCUAUUGUUUCUGGUACCUACGUUUGAUAAAUUUUGUAUCGUUUGAAAUAAAAUAGGUACAUAUAGUACAUAAGCACCUAGUACCUAAAUUAAACUUAUAGUUUCUA
Molecule: messenger RNA, 2537 nt
Organism: Planococcus citri (citrus mealybug)
Lineage: Eukaryota; Metazoa; Arthropoda; Insecta; Hemiptera; Pseudococcidae
Exons: 4
Coding region: 1170-2405 (411 amino acids)
Biological process (GO): detection of chemical stimulus involved in sensory perception of smell; sensory perception of smell
Cellular component (GO): plasma membrane
Molecular function (GO): odorant binding; olfactory receptor activity
Source: RefSeq, a predicted model, not a curated record